CCGCAGCGCCGUGUGCUCAUGCGCACCACUAACCUCCAGCGGGGGGGCGGGGCCACGUUGCGUCAUCGGGGCGCGCUCUGCGGAGGACGCUGUGGUUGCCGGAAGUUGAGCGGCGGCAAUAGAUAAUGGCGGCAGCUACGGGGGAUCCUGGAGUCCCCAAACUGCAGUUCGCCCCCUUUAACAGUGCCCUGGAUGCUGGGUUCUGGCAUGAGCUGACCCAGAAGAAGCUGAAUGAGUAUCGGCUGGAUGAAGCUCCCAAGGACAUUAAGGGUUAUUACUACAACGGUGAUUCUGUUGGGCUGCCAGCUCGCUUAACGUUGGAGUUCAGUGCUUUUGACAUGAGUGCUCCCACCCCAGCCCAUUGUUGCCCAGCUGUUGGAACUCUGUUUAACACCAACACACUCGAGGCUUUCAAGGCUGCAGAUAAGAAGCUACUUUUGGAACAAGCAGCAAAUGAGAUAUGGGAAUCCAUAAAAUCGGGCGCUGCUCUUGAAAACCCUGUCCUCCUGAACAAGUUCCUCCUCUUGACAUUUGCAGAUCUAAAGAAGUACCACUUCUACUAUUGGUUUUGCUCCCCCGCUCUCUGCCUUCCCGAGAGUAUUCCCCUCAUUCAGGGGCCAGUGGGCUUGGAUCAAAGGUUUUCACCCAAACAGAUUCAAGCCCUUGAGCGUGCAUACGAUGAUCUUUGUCUAACAGAAGGAGUCCCAGCGCUACCUUACUUCUUGAUCAAGUAUGAUGAGAAUAUGGUGCUGGUUUCCUUACUUAAACACUACAAUGAUUUCUUCAAAGGUCAUAGGACAAAGGUAACCAUUGGUGUGUAUGAUCCCUGUAACUUAGCCCAGUACCCUGGAUGGCCUUUGAGGAAUUUUUUGGUCCUAGCAGCCCACAGAUGGAGUAGCUGUUUCCCAUCUGUUGAAAUUCUCUGCUUCCGGGACCGAACCAUGCAGGGGGUCAGAGAGAUCACCCACAGCAUACUCUUUGAAGUGAAGCUUCCAGAAAUGGCGUUUAGCCCAGAUUGUCCCAAAGCAGUUGGAUGGGAAAAGAACCAGAAAGGAGGCAUGGGACCCAGGAUGGUAAACCUCAGUGAAUGUAUGGACCCUAAAAGGUUAGCUGAGUCAUCAGUGGAUCUAAAUCUCAAAUUGAUGUGUUGGAGACUGGUGCCGACUUUGGACUUAGACAAAGUUGUGUCUGCCAGAUGUCUGCUGCUUGGAGCUGGCACCUUGGGUUGUAACGUUGCUAGGACACUGAUGGGGUGGGGCGUCAGACACAUCACGUUUGUGGACAAUGCCAAGAUCUCCUACUCCAAUCCUGUGAGGCAGCCUCUCUAUGAAUUUGAAGAUUGCCUAGCUGGUGGCAAGCCCAAGGCCCUGGCUGCAGCAGACCGGCUCCAGAGAAUAUUCCCCGGAGUGAAUGCCAGAGGGUUCAACAUGAGCAUCCCGAUGCCUGGACAUCCAGUGAACUUCUCCGGUGUCACCCUGGAGCAAGCCCGCAGGGAUGUGGAGCAACUGGAGCAGCUCAUCGAAAGCCAUGAUGUCGUCUUUCUGUUGAUGGACACCAGGGAGAGCCGGUGGCUUCCUGCUGUUAUUGCUGCGAGCAAGAGAAAGCUAGUCAUCAAUGCUGCCUUGGGAUUUGACACAUUUGUUGUCAUGAGACACGGCCUGAAGAAACCUAAGCAACAGGGGGCUGGGGACUUGUGUCCCAGCCACCCUGUGGCACCUGCCGACCUGGGCUCGUCGCUUUUUGCCAACAUCCCUGGUUACAAACUUGGCUGCUAUUUCUGCAAUGAUGUGGUGGCCCCAGGAGAUUCAACCAGAGACCGGACCUUGGACCAGCAGUGCACUGUGAGCCGUCCAGGACUGGCCAUGAUUGCAGGAGCUCUGGCAGUGGAAUUGAUGGUUUCUGUUUUGCAGCAUCCAGAAGGGGGCUACGCCAUUGCCAGCAGCAGUGACGACCGCAUGAAUGAGCCUCCAACCUCUCUUGGGCUUGUGCCUCACCAGAUCCGAGGAUUUCUUUCACGGUUUGAUAAUGUCCUUCCUGUCAGCCUGGCAUUUGACAAAUGUACAGCUUGUUCUUCCAAAGUUCUCGAUCAAUAUGAACGAGAGGGAUUUAAUUUCCUAAUGAAGGUGUUCAACUCUUCGCAUUCAUUCUUAGAAGACUUGACUGGUCUAACGUUGUUGCAUCAAGAGACCCAAGCUGCUGAGAUCUGGGACAUGAGUGACGAUGAGACCAUCUGAUGCAGCCCACCCUGGCGUGGCCAACUUCUCCCCGGUUGCCUGCUGACGGGCUCUCAGUGGCCGGAGCAGGACUGCCACCCCAACCUUUCUGGAUCCCUCCUCUGCGUACCUUGAGGACCGAGGCCGUCCCUCUGCCGCCCAGGAGCUGCUGGUAUUCUCCCUUUCUCAUGAUUCCUGACACCGCCCGUUCUGAGCUCAAUAAUAACCGUGGCAUUGCCCUCUGUCUGGGACUUGGCUCCCUCCACGAGUUCUUUUUUCUCGUUGUCACAGUGUUUGAGAGGCAAGCUCCCCGGAUCCUUUCCGCCUUGGCCCUCAUGGGGUGGCCGUGCAGGCUGGGAGGAGUUGGCCCAGCACAGACUAAAUGGGGACGUGAGAAAGCAGGUCCUACAGACCACUGUGGGGGACAUGGCACACCCCAUGCCCUCCCGGACACCACGCUCCCGCAGCCAAGUGAGGCUGCUCCCUCCGCGUCGGUGACUGGGAGGCCCUCACACCAGCAUGGG
Molecule: messenger RNA, 2737 nt
Organism: Rhinolophus ferrumequinum (greater horseshoe bat)
Lineage: Eukaryota; Metazoa; Chordata; Mammalia; Chiroptera; Rhinolophidae
Gene: ATG7
Product: autophagy related 7
Exons: 19
Coding region: 126-2234 (702 amino acids)
Biological process (GO): autophagosome assembly; protein modification by small protein conjugation; autophagy of mitochondrion
Cellular component (GO): phagophore assembly site; cytoplasm
Molecular function (GO): Atg12 activating enzyme activity; Atg8 activating enzyme activity
Source: RefSeq, a predicted model, not a curated record